Lactuca sativa (garden lettuce) is the source of this 636-nucleotide messenger RNA. RefSeq lists its product as uncharacterized. NCBI's taxonomy places the organism in Eukaryota, Viridiplantae, Streptophyta, Magnoliopsida, Asterales, Asteraceae. Gene Ontology annotation, biological process: DNA repair; telomere maintenance. Gene Ontology annotation, molecular function: DNA helicase activity. The record is from RefSeq and is a predicted model, not a curated record.
AUGAGUAAAAAGCUUAGUGAUUAUGACCUUCCAAAUGUCAGUGCACACAUCGAUUUACAAUCAAGAGGCCAUCGUGAGGUGCAAGAAGAAUACUCUAUAAAUGUGGAAUAUGAAGACUUACAUGCGCGAGACUCUCUCAAUCCAGACCAGAAGUUUGCAUAUGAUGAGAUAAUGAGGCAUGUGGAUCAAAAUAUUUCGGGUGUGUUCUUCAUAGAUGGUCCCGGUGGAACUGGAAAGACAUUUUUGUACAAAGCUUUGUUGGCCAAUAUUCGUGCCCGUGGUCUUAUUGCACUUGCAACUGCCACGUCAGGUGUUACGGCUAACAACAUGCCAGGAGGGAGAACAGAUCAUUCACGAUUUGGAAUUCCCCUCAAUCUUGAUAAUAACUCGAUGUGCAAGAUCACUAAACAAAGCGGGAAGGCUCAGAUACUUCGCAAGGCAAAGGUAAUCAUAUGGGACGAAGUAGCAAUGGCUAAGAGGCAGGCAGUAGAAGCAGUUGAUCGGACAAUGCAAGACAUCACAUAUGAGAAGCUCCCUUUCAGUGGAAAGAUAAUGGUUAUGGGAGGUGACUUUAGACAAGUGUUUCCGGUCGUGAGACGCGGCACUCGAGCACAAAUUGUUGACUCUAGCUUAUGA